Caenorhabditis briggsae is the source of this 4167-nucleotide messenger RNA. NCBI's taxonomy places the organism in Eukaryota, Metazoa, Nematoda, Chromadorea, Rhabditida, Rhabditidae. The record is from RefSeq and is a predicted model, not a curated record. The coding region runs from base 1 to 4167 and encodes 1388 amino acids. The transcript has 6 exons.
AUGUCAGACCGACCACCGGAGGAGAAUGAGUUUGCAAACUACUAUAUAUGGCUAAUCAAGGAUAGGGGACCAGAAGAACUGUUUCGAGUGAUAAGAUCUACCCCUGGUUUGCCGGAUAAGUCAUAUUUAGUGGAAAAUAUUGAAAAAGCAGCAACACAAUUCGCACUGGCUCGAGUUGAACAGUUGAAAAGUUCACUGGAAGGAUGGGAAGGUUUGAUAGAGAACAUGACUACGGAAGUUGCUGCUAUCAUGUUCAACGAGUUUCUUGCUGGGUCUCGAUCGCUGGAGGAUUUCGAAACUCGCAAUUUCUCGAAAAAAGCAAAUAAAAACUCAAUUUUAUUUAUUUUCAGAGGAGAAGCAGGUGGUCCGCAACCGCGCACCAAUUUCCCAAUGUACUGGACUAUCAAUCCAAUUUAUCAGACAUCAACGAUCGCUGAGCUUCGGGAAACUGGUGCAUUGCCAUCUUCGCAAAUCAUGUUUGCCCCACACAGCGAGGAGUUUUUUACUGAAGAAGCCAAUAGGAUGUACUAUACUCGCCUCUUUGGAAACCCAGAAAUUUUCAACCGUGUCUUGAAAGAAAACAGCAAGUUAGUACAGUUUAAUUACGUAGGUAGCACAACGAGAGAGUUCAAUUUCAGAACCCCAAACAUGCCAGUGCCAAAAGUUCCAGCAAUGCCGUACCACCCGUGGAUGAACAAGAAAGACGUACGCGAGAUUUACGAGAAGACGGUCGGAAAUUUGCUCGGACGAUUGAAGCAGCAUCAUCAAGAGCAGAAGCAGCAACAGAUGCAAGAGGAGGAGCAGCCACAAAAUCAGCAAGAACAGGAGCAAAACGGCGAAGCUGUGCCACAAACACCACAAGCUGUUCCAGUUGGGUUUGCUCCACACCCCAUGACAGCAGUUCCGAUGGGUGUUCAAAUGUUCUCUCCGAUGCAGGUGGUGUCACCGAUGCAUUUGUCUCCACAGCAAUUCAAAGCGUGGCAUGAUGGACUGUAUACAGCAUACCACGAGUACCAAGCUCAACGGGGUGAAUACCAAGCUCCACAACAACAGGGAGCACAAGACGACCAGCAAAUGCAACAACAGCAACAACAAUUGCAGCAACAGCAGCAACAGGAGCAAAUUCAGUUGCAGCAACAGCAACAGUUGCAUCAACAGCACCUGGCAAUGCAACAUCAAAUCCGGAUGGAACAGCAAAUGCAGCACGACUAUCAAAUGCAGCAACAACGCAUGCAGCAUCACUUCUAUCAACAGCAGCAGCAACAACAGCCGCAGUUCCAUCAGCCUCAACGCUUUUACAACAAUCAGCAGCAAUUCCACCAACCACGCAAUUUCAAUAAUCAGAGAGGAAGAGGAAAAGGAGGACGAGGUGGAGGUGGAGGUGGAUACCAAAGAAAUCAUAAUGGAUUCAACCCAAAUCGUGCGAAUACCUCAUCUUCGGUACCACCACCACAAGAGCGAUCACAGCCAAAUCAAGAAGAAGCACGAGUUGCUGAGCCAGAACAAGUAACUGAUCAAUCAUUCCCUAAACUCAAUGGAGACGAUGUAUCAGCAAAUCUGGAAGUAAACGUAUCGGUCCACCAUGCUAAGCAGAAUGAAUCGGGAGAGGCUGUGGCAACAGUGACAACCCCACGGAAGUUCAGCGAUGUUGUUAGUCACAAGGUUCAAGCUCCAACUGCUGUCGCUCCAGAAAAACCCAAGGAAACCAUCGUAGAGGAAACCUCACAGCCAGAGAAUGGAAAGUCUACUGCUGAACAAGAAGAACCAGAAGCUGAGGAAGAGGAUUGUGCCGUCGAGAAUGUCGAUCCAGUUGUUGAAAAUAUGGAGUCUGCUGAUGAGAGUGUGGACCCGGCUAUUAUCGACCUUACAAUCGGAAAAGUUGCAAAAUCAGUGGAAGCUGCUGAAAAUGAGCCACAAAUUAUCGAGGACAUGGCAAACACUGCACCAAUCGUCGAAGCUGUUGCUAAGACUGAGAAGCCGAUUGCUGAAGACAUGGCAGUGAAGAAAACUACUUAUGCUUCAAAGAUAAUACCAAAUCCAACUCAAUCAGCUGAGAAUGAAAAGGAAACUUCUCAAACCGUAGACGCUUCUGCAAGAAAAGCCGACGAGCAGCUCGUGCAAGGCAAUGGUGGAGCAGACAAGCCAAUCGCUGACAACGUGAAACCUGUUAAUGGAAUCAAAAACACGAAUCCGUCCGACACAGAGUCUCUUCCAUCCUCCUCCGCUCUUGUUGUCGACACUAGUGAGCCAACCCCUCCUGCUGCUGCUCCAGCUACUCCACAUAGAACCAUCGCGGAAGUAGUUCAGCAAAGCCUUUCCGCGACUUCGUCUCCAGUUGCGAAACGUGUCACUUCGGCUCAGCCAUCUCCAGCGGUCAAGCCACAACCAACAGCUGAAAAAAGUUGGUCCCGCUCACCAGCUGCAAAUGACACUUCACAAGGCAAACCGAGGGAACAAAAUAGAAGAGGUCGGCGAGAUCAGCCACCCAAACCUUCAAUGUCGUAUGCUGAUAUGCUAUACCCAAUGGAUAAAAAAGACAAUGCAACUGGAAAGAGAGAAAGUUUCACUGCUAGAAAAGACAACACUGCUGCAUCAUCUUCGUCUUCAUCCUCUUCCAAGUCUUCUUCGUAUAUCAAAACGCCUGUUCAGAAGCAAGCCCCAAUUCCGCCAACCGAUUGGCACACUGUUAAAAAGAAGAAAUCGAUUGAUUCGGGCGCUUCGUCUCCACCACUCCUAGCGGCGAGCUCUUCUCCUCCUUCGCAGGCUGCUCCAAAACCGGUCGUGGCACCACCGAGCCCAAAAGCUCCGGAACCUUCGGUCUCUGACGAUGACGAUGAAGUUGUAAACGCAGAUGACCCGGAAGCAGAGAAGAAACGACAGAAACGUAGAGAGAAGCGUCAAAAGUUGAAGCAAGCCAAUCGUCAGCAAAAACAGCAAGUUAAGGAGCAGGCUCGCCAAGAAUCGCUGGCAAGAGUCGAAGUGAUGAAUGGAGAACUGAAUAAAAGUUUAGCAGCUAAUGGUGUUAAUCCAACGGAGCCACCGAAACCUGCGUUUGACAGAAACGAUUUGGCUGCACGCCGUAAGAAACGACUCGAGUUGCAGAGAAAAUCAGAGUUCCAAGAACCACCACGAACUAUUGCUCAAACUCGAACAACGCAGUCCUCCGAUCAGACGCCAUUGUUCUCUUUCCUUUCAAACGUUUCUAACAUUCCGGAUAUGCCUGAUGAUCCUGUUCCGGCUACCGUCCCAACUCCCUCUCCGGCACCUCGUCCUCCAACUGUUUCCAACGUCCCAACUAUUCCGACAAUCCCAAGUCUCCCAAGUCUCCCUAUCCUCCCGAGCCUCACAAGCCUACCAUGUCUUCCGGGAAUUCCAAAUUCUCCAAUGAAUGCGUCAAUUGCCGCAGGCCAAUCAGCAAUGAGUGCAUAUGGGAUGGUCAACCAGAUGCUCCCACGUGGAAGCCCUUUCGGAGUGACUACUGCCGAUGGCUCUAAGAGUCUCCCAUUGUAUCUUCCUAGACAAGACGGUCUGAAAACUAAUUUUGAUGGACCAACUGCUAUAAUGUUGCAACAAGACGAAAAAAACAAAACUUUUGUGCCAAUUUUGGUCAGACAAAUCGGUCCUGGUGAACCCAAGGCAGAGAAGACAGAAGCCGAUCAUAACGCGGAGAUGAUCGAAAAUCUUCUUCAAUUUGACGCCGAUGACGUUCUUCCAACUCUCAAUAUUCCGGACAUUGAACACACUACCAUAUCCGUCGGAUUGGAAGAAAUCAAGAAAAUGUAUUCGCGUGUUGAGAAAGCCGGCCAACUCCUCACCUACAGAACUGGAAGUUCCAAAAUCUCGCCAGAGCAGGAAGAGAAAAUGCUGCAGCUGGCUAUCAAAUUGUUGAGUAACAACGUGGAACUCACCGAGAAGGAUAACAGAUACAUCGACACUAUUGGAAAUGUGGUCGCUCAUUGUUCUACAAGCUUCAAUUACACAAAUUACAUCACUGGACUCGUGGAUUUUGCUAAAGAUCGUGUCGAUAAGCUACAACCCGGCCCGCUUCGUCAAAACUACGAAAGAUCAGUGGUGCUCACCAGAGUGUUUUUGAAGAAGACCAAGAACCUUUACGAGAGAUUGUCUGCAUACUAUGAUUUCAAGGAUUCAAAGAAACCUGAGAAAUAA